Messenger RNA from Macrobrachium nipponense, 4805 nucleotides. RefSeq lists its product as uncharacterized. Lineage: Eukaryota; Metazoa; Arthropoda; Malacostraca; Decapoda; Palaemonidae. The transcript is spliced from 6 exons. The coding region runs from base 720 to 3557 and encodes 945 amino acids. The record is from RefSeq and is a predicted model, not a curated record.
CCAAUUUCACCCCUUAAAAUCCCCCACGGGAGCACGAGUGUUCCGGAUUACCGUCGGGUCAUUCUUACCUGCAAAAAUUAAAAAUUGACGACAGACUCCACGAUGGUCUUGAAGUGUUGUGACUAAGAUUUCGCAGUCUCCAGUGAAUCCAGUGAAAGCGCGGUUGUGAUUAUGAAAUUAUGAAGAACCGAAUUAAUAUAGUUAUAAGAGUUCUCUGUGAUAUAAUAGUAUACCUGGCAACUGUUCUUCUUGUCACCGCUGCGUUGUCGGUCAGCGUGAACGUCGAUGAAGUGACGACCUUUUAAAAGAUUUUUGAAAGCAAGUAAAAACUAGUUAAGUUUUGGACCUACACUGCCGAAUAACAUUUCACAUGGAUAAAAGUGAGAACGGUAAAUGAGAUAUUGUUUAAUAAAAGAGACAAUGCAGAAGCCCAAGACUAUAUGAGUGCCCUAUACCUACCUAGUAGUAUACAUUGCAACCGCCUGUUGGGGAUUUUCUUUCAAUACAAAUUUCCGAGGAGCAUCCAACUAUUUAUAAUUGCUGUGUAUUCUUAAGCUCCCAGUAUCAAAACAGUUUAGAACUAAAAUCAGUAACAAAUUAGGGCAUCCUUCCAUUAAGGGCUAAGAUUGCAACACUUAUUACACACAAGAAAGCCAUUGUUAAACAGAAGAAAGUUAUGAUAAAAUGGAAAAAUUCAGGAAAGAAGCCUAAGAGGAGAGAUGCCAUUUUCUGUUCUUGACCUGGGUGCAGACAGAAUACCUGCUUCCCAAUUACAGGAUUGUCAACUCAAGUUUUCUAUUCAAGAUGUCAAGAAGAAUAAAAUUCUCAAGAAUAUAUCUGAUUCACUUAAAGUUAUUUUUGAAGAUGGCACAGUAUUAUUACCAAUGGAUGCAACCACCACUGCCUCAAAUGAAGGCAAUGGUAUUUCAUACUUUGAAAAUGAUGAUUUUAUUAAUUUUUAUGGUAUUAAACUCUGUAAAACACAGGACUCAGAUAUCAGAUUUUUACAAGAGCUUAUUUCUUCUUCAAACAUCCACUGUUUUGAUUCACAUCAAAACAUCCAAAAAUCUGUGUUAUCAUGUAAGAAUGUUUAUUCCCAGCCACCUGUUCAAAGUUUGGAAAUUGGAGAAGCAUCAAAGAAUAUGUUGAAGGAGCAUUUAGCAUUUCAAGAGGAUCAUACCAAGUGUUACAGAAACAUGGGUCAAAGUAAGAUGCAGAACACUGAAGAGAAUGAGUCAAAAGCUGUCUUCAAAGAUCAGUUGAAUGAAAACAGUCUCGAGUUUUUGGAUGUGUCUAGUGAGUAUUUGGUGAGAAAAUAUAAUGAAUUUCACUUAAAAGAUCAAGUGCAGUUUAAUCAUUAUGAUUGUCACUCAUCAUUUACUGAGAGGAAUAAUGAAUUUCAACCUCUAUCUGUAUCAGAAGAAAUUGAUGACCCAAAGGCUGUAUUAAAUAUAGUAGGAAAGAAUAAUGACUCGGUUCCCUUACUUACAUCAGAUGGGAAUAAUGUCAGAGAACCAUUACCCAUUUUCGAACAAAAUAACAAUGUGAUACCAAAUGGAAGUAAAGAAUUAAGACUUUUGCCUGUGUCAAAACUGAAUAAUGACUCAAGCUUCAUAUCAAUGCCUCAAGGUAAUAAUGAUUCUAGGUCCUUAUUCUUAUCAGGAAUAAACUCCAAGCUUUUAUCCAUGUCAGAAGGAAAUGGCAACUCAGAGCAUGUUGAAGUAAAUAAUAACUUGAAGACAAUGACAACUAGUUGUGUUAAUAAUUCAGAGCAUACAUCUAGUUCAAUGAAAAAUAUAAUGCAGACAAGGCAUGAUACACCUGAUGCCAAAUACAUUAAGGAAGAGGAUGACAUUACUUCUAUACCAUCUUCAGAGAAAAGUGAACAAGAUUUAUCUUCUGUGCCUGUUAGUGGUCUGUGCUGUGAUGCAUCUCCACACUGUUCUUGUGCUCGAAGGACCUUUUUUAUUGGGAAUGAACAGCACCAGGCAUCAGAUGACAUUCAAGAACCUCCUCAUCAUGCUCAACUUCCAGAGUUGAAAAGAAUGGAGUCAAAUACAUCUUGGGAGAAAGUUGUGGAGGGUUCUACUAACUCGGAUGCAGAUGUAUUUUCAAAUCCAGUAAAGUUCUCACCUGAGGUACAGACCAGUAGUGUAUUCGCUACGUUUAAAAAUAGCAUGGAGGAUGUAAAUGAGAAUCUUGUACCAUUUUUAUUUCAAACUGACGACAAAAGUGAUUUUAAGAUUCAGAAGGAUAAUAAUCGACAAACUGAUGUUGAUCUUCGUGCUAAGAAUUUUGAUUUACGAGACCUUAUUAGACAGAGGAUGAGUGAUAAUGAUAAGGAAGGGAAAACAACUCAAUUGAAAGUAAAAUCAUCUAAUGAAAUAAAAGAGGACAAGUUUAUCCCAGUGAGAGACUGUUAUGACUAUGAUAUUACACAUGGGCAGGUCAGUCAUAGUAAUUGGAAUGCACUUCAAAGAGAACCUUAUGUAAGAGAUAAUCUGUAUGAGGGUCUUGGCUCAUUUGCUGUUGAUGAGGCUCCAACCUGUGAAAAAGACAAGAGUCUUUGGUCUAAGGGGGAAGUGUAUGGUUCUUCAAGCACUGAUGUCAAGUGGAGUAUAGGUAAUGUUGCAGAAAAAGAACAUCAUCGUGAGAAGAAAGAAUGGAAUGAAUUUGAGGGAGACCAUCUCACUGAAGCAUUGUCUCCAGAGAUUCCUUUAGUGUGUCCUGUGGCAUCUGGGUCCAGUAAAACAGAUGUUAAAGUGAUGAUGUCAUCUGUGGAACAUGGCACAGCUAGCAUUCAUAGAGAUUCAUACACUGAAGUAGACAGAUUUAAUGGUAGUGAGGACUUCAUAAUUACGGACGAGGUAGAUGGUACAUCCUAUGAAGAUGACAAGAUAUCCAUUGCAUGCUCUGGUAAUCUCAAAGUUGCCGAGCUAGAAUAUGUGGAUGAAAAUCUGAGGGAGCCUGUCAAGUCAUACAUGCAACCUUUUGAGAGUAGCAACCCAUUGGAAAAUAGAGAUAAUGAGGAUCCAAAGUGGGACUACUUAAGGCAGUUGGAGACAGAUGAUGCACGCUAUCAGUUUUCAAGAAGUAGAUGGAAGUCAUUAGUGGUUCCAGAUCCUAACAAGAAUUGUAAUGUGUUUUCCUACUUAUAUCAUAAAAAAGCACAGACUGGAGUCAGAAAAACAGAAAGAAAGAGAAAAUUAGGCACUAAAGAACAAGCUGAAGGUAGACCUUCAAAUAAACGUGUUUGUCGGCUGAAUCUUGGUUUUAGUGACCGAAUAUUUGACAGUAGCAUGGCAUCUGUAAGAAAUGAAUAUGCCAAACAUUGUAAAAGGAAUAUGUACAUGAAAAGGAAGCUUGAAGAAAAAUUGCACAUGUUGAAAAUUGCUAAAGCAGAGGUUAGUGUAAUCAACAAAUUUUAUAUGGGACUGCCAGACCAAGAUCUCUCGGUAUCACAGAAUGUUGUGGAACAAGAGCAAAUUGAUAGCAAAAAGUUGUUUGAGAAGUUCAAGAACAUAUAUAAAUGGAAUGGCCGUUUGUUUGUGCCUUGAUGUCUUGUUAACUCCAUGUAUGAAUUUCUACAAGUGUGGGUUUGCUACUUUCCUCGGAAGGGUUUUCUGUAUAUAUUGACAAGAAUAACCGUCAUGUGUUUGUAGGUGAAAUAUUUCCAUUGAGUUUGAAAAAAAUGGUAAGUGUUGAAGCUGCUGAACAUUUGUCCGGUUAUUACACCAAAUUCUUCCCUACAUCUGUUCACUCACAUAGACUAGAAAGAAUAGUCAGCUCAGACCUUUGUAGGUUUACAAAUACAGUCAGAUGCAACUGUUUUGAAAUUAGCAAAAGCGAGGAGUGAAUGUAAGUUCUCCUUUUGGAGAAUUAAUAAAAUCCAUAGUCAUGAGUGGUACUGCCCCUUUCAUAACAAUUCCAUGUUCUUGUUUUUCAGGUAAAUGGAAAAUAUCUGUGAUAUGCCAUGUGCAUAUUUAUUACCUAUGGUUGAUAUGCAGGCAAGAUAAGAGAGCUAAUUUAACUUGGUCUGGAUUUCAAAUUUUCAUUACAGUAGAUCUUUCUGCAUUAAAGAAAAAUCUUUGUUGCUGUUGGAAAGUUUGGAUUUUUAUGUUGAUGGGAUGUUUUAACAUGAGUACUAUAUUACUUCAGUGUACUUUAUGUACUGUAUCUUUAUUCUUUUGUUAAAGUUUAUUCAAGCAUUUCAGUGAUAUGGGCAAUAUAGGUUGCAUGGUAAGGAUGGCAGGUAGUUGAAACUUAAAGGUAAUCCUAAAUAUGAUUUUAGCACUAAAGUUGUUUCUAAAUGUUAGGAUUUAUUAUUUGCAGCAGUGUGGAAUAUUUUAAUCCACUUGUGUGUAAUUUGGCUAUGGAGGAUAGGAUAUUGUUGUAUUUGUGGAGAUUUUUAUACAUAUUCUUAGUAUAGUUUUGAAUUUUAUUGAUUUUAUAAAGCAAAGUAGUAGCCAAGGUUGGGAUGUUACUUAGUCUAACUUAAUCAUAAAAAAAUCAACCUAGUGAUGCUGUAGGUUUUUGUUGGUUUUAUUUUCUUUUUUCGAUAUAUUAUUCUCCGAUCAGUCAGUGUUAACUGUGAUUUAUUUACUUGUAGUUUUAAGAUUCCAAAAGGAGUUUAUGUACUGAUUGAGUAGAAGCGGAAGGUAUAAAAUAGCCAAGGUUACGCAAUUAUUUUGAAGGUUCAGGGACUAUACAUCAGGACUCAAGUGCCCAUUAGAUUACUGUUUCAAUGAUAUUUAACAUUAACCUCAGGAUUUUGCAAUGUGCCCCCCCCCCCCCCCCCCGCCCCC